AUGCCAGCUGAAGACAUUGCCCCACCCACCAUGAGCCAACCAACUACCAACACUGCAAUCACCACUGCAUCCAUUCCCCCAACCUACCACAUGAACACUGAUUCUCAUACUGGCAAGAGGAACUGCCCAGCCUCCCCAGUUGCAGACACCAACCAUACUUCUAACCAGACCAACAGGAAAGUACAGAAACAAACCUCUGCCUCCUCUGCUCCUGCAAACAAACAUCUGAAUAUUAAACAACCCCCCCAAUCACCUGCAGCCCAACACCAAUGGGACUUUCUCAGAUUGGGUACCACUACCAUGGCUGAAAUUUUGGUAAAUGGUGUCAGGACCCUUGACAGCAGUUUCAGAAUCACUGCAACCUCACCAGGUGGCUUCCACACCCCCCAACUCGGUCAAUUAACAUGGGGCAAUGUCUCUCAAGUACUGAAGGAGAGGUGGCCCCAGAAGGAGGGUGCCAAGGCAUGGGUACACACCUACUGGGCUAAGCAUGAAAGCAAUGCCCAGAGCAUGGUGUGA
Suillus subaureus is the source of this 519-nucleotide messenger RNA. RefSeq lists its product as uncharacterized. Lineage: Eukaryota; Fungi; Basidiomycota; Agaricomycetes; Boletales; Suillaceae. The record is from RefSeq and is a predicted model, not a curated record. The transcript has 2 exons. Bases 1 to 519 code for a protein of 172 amino acids.